Chanos chanos (milkfish) is the source of this 2146-nucleotide messenger RNA. It is a transcript of the gene hspa12a, whose product is annotated as heat shock protein 12A. The transcript has 12 exons. The coding region runs from base 11 to 2023 and encodes 670 amino acids. The record is from RefSeq and is a predicted model, not a curated record. Lineage: Eukaryota; Metazoa; Chordata; Actinopteri; Gonorynchiformes; Chanidae.
GAGGGAUAUAAUGACCGACAAAGAGGCAGUGACAGACAACAUCAUUACAGAUGCAAUGGCCACUCCAUCGCCAGCCAAGAGCAUGGGCGAUCCGGGCAUCACGCCCCUGUCCCCUACACACACAAUGAAGGAGUCGGAGCAGAGUCAGCCUACGGGGCCCUCGUUUGUUGUGGUCGUGGCCAUUGACUUUGGCACCACAUCCAGUGGCUAUGCUUACGCCUUCACUAAAGAACCGGAAUGCAUCCAUACCAUGAGGCGCUGGGAGGGUGGAGAUCCAGGUGUGUCCAAUCAGAAAACACCCACCACCAUCCUCCUGACCCCAGACAGGAAGUUCCACAGUUUUGGUUAUGCAGCUCGUGACUUCUACCAUGACUUGGACCCCACUGAAUCUAAACAAUGGCUCUAUCUAGAAAAGUUUAAAAUGAAACUGCACACUACCGCAAAUCUCUCCAUCGAUACAGAGCUUCAAGCAGCCAAUGGGAAAAAAGUGAAAGCUCUGGACAUAUUUGCUUAUGCACUGGCUUUCUUUAAGGAGCAAGCUCUUAAGGAGCUGAGUGAUCAGGCUGGUGCUGAGUUUGACAAUGCAGACGUGAGAUGGGUCAUCACAGUACCGGCAAUCUGGAAAAUGCCUGCCAAACAGUUUAUGAGGGAGGCAGCAUACAAGUCUGGUCUAGUUUCCCGUGACAACCCCGAGCAGCUGAUCAUUGCCCUGGAGCCUGAGGCUGCCUCUAUCUACUGCCGCAAGCUCCGCCUCCACCAGAUGAUUGACUUGGGAACAAAGACUGCUGUGAAUGGCUACAAUGCAACAGAGAAUGUCGGAACUGGAAUGGCCCAGGCCAAGGAGCAUGUUCGACGCAACCGACAGAGUCGCACCUUUUUGGUGGAAAAUGUCAUAGGGGAGCUUUGGUCCGAGCUGACAGAAGGCGACCGUUAUGUGGUGGUUGACUGUGGCGGUGGAACAGUCGACCUCACAGUUCAUCAGAUUCGUCUCCCAGAAGGUCAUCUAAAGGAGCUCUAUAAGGCCUCAGGCGGCCCAUAUGGCUCCAUCGGCAUCGACUAUGAAUUUGAGAAGCUCCUGUGUAAGAUUUUCGGCCAGGACUUCAUCGACCAGUUCAAGAUCAAGCGACCAGCUGCCUGGGUUGACCUAAUGAUUGCCUUUGAGUCUCGAAAGAGGGCAGCUGCUCCAGACAGGAGCAACCCCCUGAACAUCAACCUACCCUUCUCCUUCAUCGACUACUACAAGAAGUUUCGUGGCCACAGUGUGGAACAUGCCCUACGCAAAAGCAAUGUGGACUUUGUGAAGUGGUCAUCCCAAGGCAUGCUGAGGAUGAAUCCAGAUGCCAUGAAUGCUUUGUUUAAGCCCACUAUCGAUCACAUUAUCCAGCACCUCAGUGAGCUGUUUGAGAGGCCUGAGGUAACGGAUAUCAAGUUCCUUUUCCUGGUGGGUGGUUUCGCUGAGUCGCCUUUGUUGCAACAGGCCGUGCAGAACAUGCUACAAGGCCGCAGCCGUAUCAUCAUUCCUCACGACGUGGGCCUGACUAUCCUGAAGGGUGCCGUGCUCUUUGGCCUGGACCCAGGCGUGAUCAAGGUGCGUCGCUCGCCUCUCACCUAUGGUGUGGGCGUACUUAACCGCUUUGUGGAGGGCAAGCACCCGCCAGAGAAGAUGCUUGUGAAGGAUGGCACGCGCUGGUGCACCGACGUCUUUGACACCUUCAUCUCGGCCGACCAGUCAGUAGCGCUGGGUGAAACGGUGAAGCGUAGCUACACGCCAGCAAAGCCCUCGCAGCAGGUCAUCGUAAUUCAUGUCUACUGCUCCGAGAAGGAGUCGGUCUCCUUUAUCUCCGACCCAGGCGUGAGGAAGUGCGGUUCGUUGCGGCUGGAUGUGAGCGGUACGGAGAGCCCGGCGGCGCGGCGUGAGAUCCAGACGCUCAUGCAGUUUGGUGACACGGAGAUUCGUGCCAUGGCCAUCGACGUGGCAACCUCACGCAGUGUGAAGGCUAGCAUCGACUUCCUCAGCCAGUAAAAAGGGAACCAGAGUGAAAGAAGAGGAGAGUUCUGGGUUAGUGGGGGGGGGGGUCACAGCACACAAUGAUGCCCCGCUUGAAUGUUGUACCAGUCAUUCACUUUCUUGAUCAUUUCUUUUUGU